AAAUCGGCGAAUUAUAUGUCCAAAGUAAUAAUGUAAGUACAGCACCAACAAUAGCUCCUACUAUGGCAUCAACGAUAACUCCAACUAUGGGACCAACAAUGACUCUAAGAAAGAAACCUAAAAAAAAAAAGAAGCUUAUCAAACCAGAAAUACAAAAGAAGAAUGCUGGACUAUACCACAAGAGCGUCAGAGAAAAGCGAAAAGCCAUACCACAAGAAUGCUGA
Messenger RNA from Racocetra persica, 224 nucleotides. The record is from the annotation of a GenBank genome assembly. Lineage: Eukaryota; Fungi; Glomeromycota; Glomeromycetes; Diversisporales; Gigasporaceae.